AUGGCGAGGCAAGGUGUAGCCUCCAGCAUGUUUGCCAUGGCAUUGCUCCUGGGGAUCAUUGCUUCCGCUCCCCAAAGCGUUGACUCCAUUGGGGUGUGCUACGGCAUGAGUGGCAGCAACCUCCCGCCGGCGAGCACCGUCGUCGGCAUGUUCAAGUCGAACGGCAUCAAGGCGAUGCGGCUGUACGCGCCGGACAAGGCAGCGCUCCAGGCCUUGAACGGCACCAGCAUCGGUGUCCUCGUCGGCGCGCCGAACGACGUGCUAUCCAACCUCUCCAGUAGGAAGGCCGCCGCCUCCUGGGUCCGCGACAAUAUCCAAGCCUACCCCUCGGUCAUGUUCCGCUACGUCGCCGUCGGCAAUGAGGUGGCCGGCAAGCCGGCGGACCUUCUUGCUCCGGCGAUGGAGAACGUCCACGCCGCGCUCGCGGCGGCCAAGCUUGGGCACAUCCAGGUGACCACGUCGGUGUCGCAGGCGAUAGUGGGCGUGUUCAACCAGCCCUCUGCCGCCAAUUUCACCAAGGAGGCGCAGGGGUUCAUGCGCCCGGUGCUGCAGUUCCUGGCGCGCACCGGCGCGCCGCUCAUGGCCAACAUCUACCCCUACUUCACCUACGCCUACAACCCGGGCGACAUGGACAUCCGCUACGCGCUCUUCACGGCUCCGGCCACCGUGGUGAAGGACGGCAAGUACAAUUACCAGAACCUCUUCGACACGACCAUCGACGCAUUCUAUGAGGCCAUGUCCAAGCUCGGCGUGUCCAAUGUGUCGGUCCUGGUGUCGGAGACGGGGUGGCCGUCCGGCGGUGGCAAGGCGGCGACACCGGCGAACGCGAAGGUCUACAACGAGAACCUGAUCAAGCACAUAAGAGGGGGCACGCCGCUUCACCCGGACGCCAUCAAGACGUAUCUCUUCUCCAUGUUCAACGAGAACCAGAAGGCCAAGGGCGUGGAGCGGAAUUGGGGUCUCUUCUACCCAAACAUGAAGCCCGUCUACCCAAUCAGCUUGGAAGUAACUCCGGAUCCUGAUUCACCAGCUCCAGCGCCGGAUCCUGAAUCUCCAGCUGCAGCUCCUGAUUCUUAUUAG
Molecule: messenger RNA, 1080 nt
Organism: Panicum hallii
Lineage: Eukaryota; Viridiplantae; Streptophyta; Magnoliopsida; Poales; Poaceae
Product: lichenase-2-like
Exons: 2
Coding region: 1-1080 (359 amino acids)
Biological process (GO): carbohydrate metabolic process
Cellular component (GO): plasma membrane
Molecular function (GO): hydrolase activity, hydrolyzing O-glycosyl compounds
Source: RefSeq, a predicted model, not a curated record